Molecule: messenger RNA, 1516 nt
Organism: Lolium rigidum
Lineage: Eukaryota; Viridiplantae; Streptophyta; Magnoliopsida; Poales; Poaceae
Product: UDP-glycosyltransferase 76B1-like
Exons: 2
Coding region: 16-1395 (459 amino acids)
Molecular function (GO): UDP-glycosyltransferase activity
Source: RefSeq, a predicted model, not a curated record
UACUAGCUAACAUCCAUGGCGAGUGCAGGCAAGGAGACUGCGGCGAUCCCCGGCGGCGCCGGCCGACGCGUCUUGAUGUUCCCCCUGCCGUUCCAGGGCCACAUCAACCCGAUGAUGCAGCUCGCCGACGUGCUGCACUCCCGGGGCUUCGGCAUCACCGUCUUUCACCUCGGCUUCAACGCCCCGGACCCCGCGGGCUACCGCUUUGUCCCCGUCGGCACGGGCGUGCCGUCCGGUGACCUCUUUCCCACCGGAAGUGACGCCGACUUCGCCGGGGCGCUGCAGCGCAUCAACGAGCGUCUGCAGGCGCCGUUCGAGGACAUCCUCCGCGAGGUGCUGGAGGAGGAGGAGAGACCGCCGGCGUGCCUGGUGGUCGACUCGAACUUCCGGGGGAUGCAGUUGGUCGCUGAGCGGCUGGGCGUGCCCACGCUGGUACUGCGAACCGGCGGCGCUGCCUGCCUCGUGGCGUACAUGGCCUUUCCGGCGCUCUGCGACAAAGGCGUCCUCCCUCCACAAGAUGAAUCGCAGCUGGACAUGCCAUUGGAUGAUCACCAACCACUCCGGCUGCGUGACAUGGUGUUCUCAGCCACCACUCCACAUGAGACGAUGUCCACAUGCCUACAACGCAUUGUAGAAUCAGCGAAGCAUUCUUCUGGUCUCAUCAUCAACACCUUCAGCGACCUAGAAGAUGCCAGCCUCCGAAAGAUCGCCGAUGGCGCGGGCGUCCAAGUGUACGCGAUCGGGCCGCUUCACAAGAUAUCUGGAGGUGCCCAAAGUAGCCUGCUGGCUCAGGAUCGAACUUGUUUGGAUUGGUUGGACAAGCAGGAGGCUGCGUCCGUUCUUUACGUGAGCUUUGGGAGCUUGGCAUCCAUGAAUGAGGAAGAGCUAGUGGAGACUGCAUGGGGAUUGGCAAACAGCGGCAUGCCGUUUCUUUGGGUGAUCAGGCCCAACCUGGUUCAAUGUUCAGAGAAGGUAGGUCUGCCUGAUGGCUUCCAGGAAUUGACACAUGGCAGGGGAAUGGUGGUGAGCUGGGCUCCACAGCAAGAGGUUCUUGGGCACCACGCAGUUGGGGGCUUUUGGACUCAUAACGGCUGGAACUCGACAUUGGAGAGCAUAUGCGAGGGUGUUCCGAUGAUCUGCAGACCCCAUUUUGCCGAUCAGAUGAUAAAUGCUAGGUAUGUACAAGAGGUGUGGAAGAUAGGGUUUGAGUUGGUGGGUAAGUUGGAGAGGGGGAAGAUCGAGAGCAGUGUUAGAAAAUUGUUGGGCCAAGAAGAAGGUGAAGAGAUGAGGCGAAGAGCAAGCGAUAUCAAGAACAAAGCAUCCUGGUGUAUUAAGAAAGGAGGCACUUCACUAGCUCAAAUUGAUAUGUUGGUGAAUCGCAUAAUGUCAUUUUAAGACUUUUUCCAUUGGGACAAUAUUCAUUUACUAUUUUCAGAUAGAUUCAUUAGCGAAACUUAUAAUCAUAGAUUUGUCUUUGCAUAUGAGUGAGCUCUAUAUAUCGCUUAAUUCAUUUUUU